CACUACAACCGGGAGAAGAAAGGAGGACUAAGGGCCGAAGCUAGGGCCCGUAAUCUUGAGGCUGCAAGGAAAGCAGCAGCAACUUGCGGCGUAGCAAUGGCUACCGCUUCAGCAACGUCUGCAACAACUUCUGGUCUGGGCAUGUCGUCCAAUUCGACCAGCUCGCAGUCAGUCUCCAAUACGUCAGAUGUCGGUGCUAGUCAGAUGGCGGGUGUGCAGUCUAGCCUGCCGCCUCAUCUUCUAAGGGAGCAGAUGGAGCUCCGGCAGGUAGAGAGGAUCCGCCUGAGGUUAGCGGAGGAACUCAAAUAUGCUACUAAGAAGGACAAAGAAAUUAGAGAGAGAAGAACCAGACUAGAGAGUCGGGAGGCAGACCUAGCUGCACUAGAGGGUUUAGACAACGCGACCCUUGACUCUACAGGAAAGAUUCUGAAGGCAAGCGUCAUGUCCAUGCAGGCGUACACGGAGAGCAAAAUGGACGCCAUGGAGGACACCCUGGACCAGAUCCUGCAGGCCUUACAAAGGCCGGGGAUUCGGACAACAACUAAGCCAUUGCUUCCAUUAUCAGCGAUGACAGGCCCCUAUGCCGCUCAGUCUGGGCAGCAACCAAGCGGUAGCAGCAGCGCUAUCACAGACUGUUGCUUCUUCAUCUUCUGGUCCAGCGACUGGAGCUACAUCACAGUCGCCACCUGUCUCGCCAUCGGGACAGCAAAGACCCCUCUGAAACCACCUCCCAUCUUCUCAGGAGACAAGAAGGAUGAGGCUCUUGACACGUGGUUGAGAACGACUGCAGUGUGGGUGAGGGCAAAGAGGACUUUGGUAGAGGAGGAGGUGAUAACUACUACAUCCUAUUUAGAGGGUUCAGCAGCCCGUUGGCUUAAUGGAUUGGUAGCUUCCAAGGGGUUCGGCAGGAACAUGGGUGACUGGGCGCAGACCCACACCCUAGAGAGUUUUUGGACUUACGCUCGAUGGCACAACCCUCAACAGGCACAGAUUGGCACUGAUGGGCUACUAAAGCUUGAUGCUAGUAAGUACAAGUCGGUGAGAGAGUUGUCCACGGCCGUAGAGCGCCUGAUUGUCGUCCCAGGAGUAGAGUACAAUCCACAGCAAGAUGAUGGCAAUGGGUAUAGACCCGUAGAGUUCAUGUCCGCUAGGUUACCUUCAAAGAAGGAGGACGCUGAGGCAGCAAGGAAGGCCGCAGACGAACGCUGUAAACUACGCCGAGACAAAAUCCUCGAAUGCGAGGGGGACAUCGAGGUGAUCGUCGGCGAAUGGGCAGUGGCUGCUGAAGAGGAGGGUGCCCCCCCCGCUGUGCGUGGCCUUGCAACCACAGUCGAACAUGUGAGCGACUUGGUCGCCACCUGUGCAGCACAGCAAGAGGACAUCCUCUGCGUGGACACCCUGGUCCGGAAGCAGAUUCGAAUUAGCGAUGAACUGCUUGACCGGGUACGCCGGCUGGAACAGCAGCCUACAACAGCCACCCCCGCUGGACCCUCCAACUUGACGGACCGCGUCAACGUCUUGGAAAUCGACGUCGAGACUCUCAAGGACGGCGCUCUAGCGACAAAUCAGCGGAUUGACCAGCAGAUUUGUGCCGCCGCAGCCAGUCCGACCGCGACUACUCGCGAGAGCAUCCCAAAGUUUGACGGACUGCCGAUCUUCUGCGAUGCAACGAAGACAGACCCGAUCCCAUGGUGGCGGCAGUUCGAGUUGAAGUUGGACAUUCACCACGUCAUCAACCCGAACCGGCACGCAUACUUAUACUCCCGCUCAGGGGGCACGUGCCAGGCAUGGCUGGACAACAUGUUGUCCAUGCACAACGUCGCAGUCUCUGAGCUGCAUACAAAGAUCAGCUGGGCUGAUCUGAAGGCAGCAUGGCAUAAGCGGUUCCAAGUGGAGCCGCCCGAGCUUCAGGCAGCCGAGAAACUGCAACGGUUCUAUGAGAACGACCUGCCAAGCACGGACUUGAUAACCAAGUACCGACGCUUGGCAUCCACGCCCAACUUGUCGUCGACAUUUGUCGCUAUCAAGCACUUCUUCAUCAGGAGUUGUCCGGUGUUGCAGAACGCCUUGACGCAAGUUGCGGAGACGCUCACCACAAGUGAGCAGCGUUUGGAUAAAGCCUCGCAGAUCAUCGUGAUGAACAUCGAAGCCAAGAAUUUGGGCCAUUCAUCUGCUGCGGGCCAGGGCAGAGGUCAGCAUCGGCCGAAAGUGGCCGUGGUCGCAGCAACUACCGCGACCGAUCCUUCAAACGAGGCUGCCUCUUCUGAUGAAGGAGACAGAUUGGCAGCUGCCCGGGAUGGUGGCCGCCCCGCCAGAGGGCGAGGAUGCGGCAAACCGAAGACACACACCAAUUCAUCCCCCGGGGCCGGACCAGCGGCUCAAGAGCCUUGGACACAUUACGGUAUCUCAGAAGGCGUGUACCGCCUCCGUACUAAGUACCGAUACUGGUUGUGGUGCAACAGCGCGGUGCACGACACCGCAACGUGACACACUCAAGUCAAAGGCAAAUUCCCUUCAGGAAAGUGAGCACCGCCGAGAGUGAUGCGGCUGCACUCCCGACG
Messenger RNA from Chara braunii, 2561 nucleotides. The record is from the annotation of a GenBank genome assembly. Lineage: Eukaryota; Viridiplantae; Streptophyta; Charophyceae; Charales; Characeae.